Macrosteles quadrilineatus (aster leafhopper) is the source of this 2388-nucleotide messenger RNA. RefSeq names its product succinate dehydrogenase [ubiquinone] flavoprotein subunit, mitochondrial-like. The transcript is spliced from 14 exons. The coding region runs from base 81 to 2069 and encodes 662 amino acids. Gene Ontology annotation, biological process: mitochondrial electron transport, succinate to ubiquinone; tricarboxylic acid cycle. Gene Ontology annotation, molecular function: succinate dehydrogenase (quinone) activity; flavin adenine dinucleotide binding; electron transfer activity. Lineage: Eukaryota; Metazoa; Arthropoda; Insecta; Hemiptera; Cicadellidae. The record is from RefSeq and is a predicted model, not a curated record.
CUUCCCUACCAACCAAUUCGCCAUCAGGAGGAGAGGAGGCGAUUAGGCGACUGACUGACCUUAGUGUUAGUACUCUUACCAUGGCAGGAAUUUUGAAAUUGUGCAGUGUCUUGGGGAAGAAUUCUGCUUUUGCUAGCGUGAGUGCAGUGGGAAGACCUGUGCUCACCACCAGGAAGAUCCAUUUUACUGUCGAUGGCCAAAACUCUGCUAAACCUGGAGAGAAUAUCUCCCGGGACUACCCUGUGAUUGACCACACGUAUGAUGCGGUGGUGGUUGGUGCCGGAGGUGCAGGGCUGCGCGCUGCGUUUGGUCUAGUAGCCGAGGGUUUCAAGACAGCCGUCAUCACCAAGCUGUUCCCCACCAGGUCUCACACUGUUGCUGCUCAGGGAGGCAUCAAUGCAGCCCUGGGCAACAUGGAGGAGGACAACUGGCAGUGGCACAUGUAUGACACUAUCAAGGGUUCUGAUUGGCUGGGGGACCAGGACGCUAUCCACUACAUGACCAGGGAAGCCCCUAAAGCUGUCAUCGAGCUUGAAAACUACGGUAUGCCGUUCUCACGAACAAACGAUGGUAAGAUCUACCAACGAGCUUUUGGAGGUCAGAGUCUUAAGUUUGGCAAGGGUGGCCAAGCGCAUAGGUGCUGCUGUGUGGCAGAUAGGACAGGCCACUCCCUGUUGCACACCCUAUAUGGCCAGUCACUGCGCUAUGAUUGCAACUACUUCAUUGAGUACUUCGCUCUCGACUUGAUCAUGGAGGGAGGCGAGUGUCGGGGAGUCACUGCUCUCUGCCUUGAAGAUGGAUCCAUCCAUCGAUUCCGUGCUAAGAACACGGUGCUAGCUACUGGAGGCUAUGGUAGAGCAUAUUUCUCCUGCACCUCCGCACACACUUGCACUGGUGACGGUACAGCUAUGGUGUCUCGUGCUGGCCUCUACAACGAGGACUUGGAGUUUGUCCAGUUCCACCCUACUGGUAUCUAUGGUGCCGGAUGUCUAAUGACUGAGGGUUGCCGAGGAGAGGGUGGUUACCUCAUCAACUCCCAGGGAGAGAGGUUCAUGGAGCGUUACGCCCCCGUGGCCAAGGAUCUCGCCUCACGAGACGUUGUAUCCAGGUCAAUGACCAUUGAGAUCAAGGAGGGCAGAGGCUGUGGCCCAGAGAAGGACCAUGUAUACUUGCAACUGCACCAUCUGCCUCCAGAUCAGCUGGCUACCAGGCUGCCGGGCAUCUCUGAGACUGCCAUGAUCUUCGCUGGAGUGGACGUCACCAGGGAGCCGAUACCAGUGUUGCCAACCGUGCACUACAACAUGGGUGGUGUGCCCACCAACUACAAGGGUCAGGUGCUCACCCUGAAGGACGGUGAGGACGCCAUUGUGCCAGGUCUGUACGCCUGUGGAGAGGCCGGUUGCUCCUCUGUACAUGGAGCCAACAGGCUGGGAGCCAACUCUCUGUUGGAUCUGGUUGUGUUUGGACGUGCCUGUGCCAAGGCCAUCGCUGAGGAGAACAAGCCUGGCGAGAAGAUUGGAGAUCUCAGUCCGAAUGCUGGAGAAGCUUCAGUCGCUAACCUGGACGGGGUGAGGUUUGCCGAUGGAGCAGUUCCGACGGCCACUCUGCGUCUCAACAUGCAGAAGACCAUGCAGGCCCAUGCUGCUGUGUUCAGAGAGGCAGAGAGUCUACAGGCCGGCUGCCGAAAGAUGGAGGCUAUCUACAAAGACCUUUCUGAUGUCAAGGUUCAUGACAGAAGCCUGGUGUGGAACACUGACCUGGUCGAGACUCUGGAACUGCAGAACUUGAUGAUCAACGCCAUGCAGACUAUAUUCUCUGCUGAGAACCGCAAGGAGUCCCGAGGAGCCCAUGCUAGAGAUGACUUUAAGCUAAGGGUUGAUGAAUACGACUACAGCAAGCCUUUGGAGGGACAGACACCCAAACCUAUGGAGCAGCACUGGAGGAAGCAUACCCUCACCAAGAUGGACAUUUCAACUGGAAAGGUGAUCUUCGAAUACAGACCUGUGAUUGACAAGACCUUGGAUGAGAAGGAAGCAGCUACUGUACCUCCAGCUAUUAGAUCUUACUAAGUGUGAUCCUUUCAACCUUUAGUAUUACACUUCAGUACUUAUCGAUAAAAAUCAGUAUUGAACUUCUAAUCAAAGCAUGAACUGCUGAUCGCUUUUAUUUAUUCAAUGUCGCACACUCGAAUCUCCAAAGAUAAAUGAAUUGUGAGAGUAUUUAUUUUUUUAAGGAACGACCUUAGCCGGAAUUUUGGAGUGGGGGUUUUAUUGAUCCGUUUUGUAUUAAAUUUGUAAAUAUUCCAUUUCCACCAUUACACUUUAUAUUGUGUUGGUUGAUUGUAUAGAUAGUUAAGUGUUUGGUUAUUAAUAAAAGUGUAAUAGCCCA